This is a messenger RNA of Tinamus guttatus (white-throated tinamou), 2052 nucleotides long. NCBI's taxonomy places the organism in Eukaryota, Metazoa, Chordata, Aves, Tinamiformes, Tinamidae. The record is from RefSeq and is a predicted model, not a curated record.
AUGACAGCAAAAACCAAACAGGACUGGUUGUCAUUGCCUAGGAGCAAAAAGUCUUAUACAAUUGAGAGUCUCCAGCACCCGAGCGCUGAAGUGAGGGAGUUUGCCUGCGCCAGCAUUUCCAAGCUCUUGCAGCAGAAGCACCUCAUCCCGGCCUUCCUGCACAGGGACGUCGUGCGGUGCUUGGGGCCGAUGCUGCUGGACCACAGCUUGGCCGUUCGCGAGACGGCCGCGGGGGCUCUCCGAAAUCUCAGUGCUUGUGGAGGAUUUGAGGUCUGUGAUGACAUGGUGACAAAAGACAUCAUGACUCCCCUUGUUGCUCUUCUGAAAGAGUGUAGCGCAGGACUAGAUGCUAAUCAGCUCUCUCCAAAGAAAUGCAAAGAAACGAACAAAAAUUAUGUUGAAGACAUAGCCAAUGAGGCUAUUAACUUGCUGUGGAAUGUGUGUGAAUGCAACAAUACAGCAGUAUCUAUAUUCAAUAAAGAAGGGUGUCUGGAGGCUGUAUUACAUUAUAUGAAGAAAUUCUCUACGAAUGUGGAUCUGGCUAUUUCAGUAGCAAACUGUUUACAGGCAGUGACAGAGGAUAAUCCUGAACUUCUUUCUUCAUUCAAUUCUUCUGCACAACAAGUACUAGAAAGUGUUCUGUUGUGUCCAGAGGGCACGAUGAAGCAUAUUCUUCUGAGAACGCUGAUAGCAGGUACUAUCUGGAAUAUCAAGGACACCAUUCCACCAGGCAGCCUGGCAAGCAUGGUUAAUGCAAUCCUGAAGAUUUUCUCAGAAUCACUGGAAGUAGAUGCUGGUGAAACAAUUAUUCGUUUGAGUGAAGCUGAAAGAAACAGGUUAAAACUUGCUGCAGAGGCAGAAACUGAGGAAAACAUGAAUGAUGUUAUAGACAACUGUGUUUUGAGUGAAGAUAAUGAAAUGGAAGAAAUACCAAAAGGAAAAGUCAGGCAAGAAAAUGACAUUUCUGACCUAAUUCCAUCUAAUAAGUGGGAGCUGAAAGAAGUGACAGCCUUACUGAUGGCUCAGCAGACUGCUCUGGAGGUCAUUGUUAACAUGUGCUGCAAUGAAGAUCCCUCUGACGACGAAUGGGAGGAGCUCUCCAGCAGUGAUGAAAGUGAUUUGUUUAUGGAAAAUUCAUACAAUGAGGGCAGUGGGCUGCUAAUGUCACCUCUAUGUCUCUCUGAUGAGGUUAAGUCAGCGUUUCUGAACUACCUCAUUCCAAAGAAGAUUCUUGAAAAAACUUCUUUUCCGAACAGUGUUGCUCUAGACAUCUGUACGCACAAUCCAUCUUGGAAACCAUUAAUUAAAAAGCUGAACACAGUGCAGUGCAGAGCUCUGACCUGUCUUCACAGCAUUUUAUUAGUGUCAGAUGUGGAUUGUCUCGGAGGAGCUCCGGCACUCCAAUGCCUUGCAGAGCAUCUCUCACAGCUGGUCUUUUCCAAAACAGAAUUCCCUAAAGACACAGAAUUCCUGGAAGCCAUAACCAGUGCUUUGAGGGCUCUCUUACAAACAAUGGCAUCAAAGAACAUCUCCCAGUGUAUGACUCCUGAGCAGCUUAUUGCUCUAUGUGAAGCUGCUAUUCACAGCAGCAACUCCAGUGUCAGAGUGAAUGUAGUUAGCAUCCUUGGAAUUUCGGGCAGCGUCCUAGCAAAAUCAGAAAAUACAGCUGAAACACUAAAGAUGAUUGGAAAAUUUCUUCUUGAGGUUGCUAUGAAGGAAUCUUCUCUUGUAGUAGCCGGGGAAGCCCUGGAUGCACUUUUUGAUGUGUUUGCAGAUGGUAAAGAAGCGGAAAAGGCAGCAGUACAAAUUAAGUUACUCCCAGCACUGAAAGAAUUUCAACCAGUAUUCAAAAUGAGGAUGCGAAAAGAAGGGAAAAGAGAAUAUAGUGCAGAUCAGCUCUGUGUUCUUGACAACGUGAAGAUGAAUUUGAGAAGAUUCAUUGCAUAUCAGGAGACAUUAGUGAAAAACUCAACUUGAAACAUCAAGGAACUUUUAAGGUUUCCUUUAUUGAAUAAUGUUUUCCAAAAAUAUAACUAUUUUGGCUUCCAAAAU